Molecule: messenger RNA, 2109 nt
Organism: Postia placenta MAD-698-R-SB12
Lineage: Eukaryota; Fungi; Basidiomycota; Agaricomycetes; Polyporales; Adustoporiaceae
Exons: 6
Coding region: 1-2109 (702 amino acids)
Source: RefSeq, a predicted model, not a curated record
AUGCUCAUUCCCAUUCAGCUCAUUCUCACCGGUCUCCUGGCGCUCCUGGCGGCGCUGCACGGGCCCGACCUGCUCGACGUGCACGGCAUCGACGUGCUCAUUGAUGGCGUCGUCACCGGUGUCAUCGUUGCUCGCGACCGCACGGACUAUCUCGUUCGGACAGUCGUCGACUCGGCGGUGUCGAGCACGUUCCGGUUGUUCGACACUCCUCCCCAGACAGCCCUCCGAGACUGUGGUCGCGUCGACGUUAUCUACGUACCGGUUCUCGUGGGCAAUGUGUCAAUGGACCUGGACGACAUGGUCUGCCCCGCCGUCUGGGAUGUGUUCAUGGCGCCCGACAUCGUUCUCCCUUCGACCUCAGGACCGUCAAGCCCGCUCACUGAGGACCGUGUCACGUCGUUGUCUGCACAGCUCGUCGAGGUUGUCAACAUUCCCUCGACCCUGCCGUGGACGACACAGCCUGUCUCGACCAUCGACGUCUCCACGAUGCCUUCCCCACUCGAGGGUAUCACCUUGUUUGGUCUCAUCGCCGUUCUCCUUCUCACGCCCGUGGCCGCUGUUGCGUGCCUCAUGAAGCAUAGGGUGGUAUCCAAGGUCCGGAAGCAAUUGAACGUCGAAGCGGGGCCUAGAGCCUCUCCGUUCAACCCAGCUAUUCCGGACACACCCAAGCCUUCAACAUCGCACACCACCACAUCGGAGACUCCUGAGACCCCCGAGGGCUACUACGUUGACCUCGAGUACACCCCAGACCCUGUCGGGUUCUUCAUGUUUGUCUUCACUGACGUGUCCGACUUUCUCCUGGGACUCGUCAAGGACGUCGUCUUGCCUUCAUCGAUCUCAAAGGACGACGAAACACUUGGAUGCUUUAAUUCUUUCUACGAGUUUAUGGCCGAGCUUAAACUAGUUCCCUCGGUCCUCGAGAGUGUCGACGCGUGUGGGCAGCAGAGUCUGGUACUCUCGUCCCCGUCGACACCCUCUAAUCUUGUGGAAGACAUUCAAGUGUCCUCGUCCCCAAUCGUUCAAGACGAUAUUCCUACGACUGUCCCUAACACAACUUCCCCUGCUCCUCUCACGGCGCUGUCGCCUCUUCUCCCCGCCUUCUCCCUCUCCCCGCUACCUGGCUCCAAGUCGCCCAUUGCGCAGCCAUCCACACGGUCCAGCAAGUCAUGGGCAUGUGCCAUUGACCUAUACCUGAGCAUCCGCUCCUCGCAGAAGAUGCAGGAUAGCGAGCCCGCUCAGUCUGCAUCUCUAGACCCGACGAGGUACCGUCCCAUGCCGUACUUCAAGAAUGGCACACUCCAAGAAGGCAUCGUCGAUACGCACGUCGGAUGGAACGAGCCGCUUGUGUUUCCAGAUGCGGCCGAGGAGAACGAUCCGGUACCGCGGUCGGUGGCACGAGACCAGCUCUACGAUGUGAUGAAUAGCGGCAUCGCGCGCAAGACAUCCGGCGCGAGCAUCGAGCGAAUGCACAACCCGAGGACGCGGAGACGGAAGCGACGAAGGAAGGGUGACGCCCCCGAUGUCGCAGAAUCGAGCGGGACGACAGCUGAUAGUGAUGCGCCCGCUGCGUCUGCGUUUGCCUUAGAGCCCGUUGCGCGAGAGCCUCUCCGGCAGAGGCCCGUCAUCGCGCGCGACGGACUCGCUGCGAUUCGAGGCGUACUGGCGCCCUCUCCUCGCCGACCCAGAGCAUCGGUUAUCAUUCCCGUAUCUCCCGUCGCCCCUCCCCCGCCUCCGCCAAGGAUCACAUCGUUUGUGGUCCACAAUGCAAGCCCAUCCUCGAAGCCUGGAAUGCUUCCUCCUAGAUCCCCCAUCCUCUCUCCUUCUGACGACCUUUGGAAACCCUUAAUUCGCCCCGACGGAUCCUCCGCCCCCUCCUCCAAGCUGCCUGCAGCUCGUGUCCGUACGCUUCCUCCUCCCUCUCGUCAAACUCCCAACACCUCUCGCGGUCCUGCUAUGACUGUGGAACAAUAUCUAUUCAAUGUGCCUGUCCGCGUCGUUUCUGGCAAGCGAGGCAAGGGCAAGCAAGUCUCCCAGCCGAUGUUGUUCCAUGAUGUACUCGACUCGCUUCAAGAACCUCCCGAAGACUCCGUUGCCCCUGCCACCAUGUAA